Messenger RNA from Parasteatoda tepidariorum (common house spider), 823 nucleotides. RefSeq names its product DNA-binding protein inhibitor ID-3. Gene Ontology annotation, cellular component: nucleus; cytoplasm. The record is from RefSeq and is a predicted model, not a curated record. Gene Ontology annotation, molecular function: protein dimerization activity; transcription regulator activity. NCBI's taxonomy places the organism in Eukaryota, Metazoa, Arthropoda, Arachnida, Araneae, Theridiidae. Gene Ontology annotation, biological process: circadian regulation of gene expression; cell differentiation; negative regulation of transcription by RNA polymerase II.
CUAUUCCCUAACACUUUUAAAUAUGUAGGAGAUCAUUAAGAGGAGCCAGCUAUAAGUGAAAGGCUCUCUUCGAUACAGUCAUGCCUGUCAGUGAUAAACAAAUGAAAAUACGAAGAUCAGCUAGAGACGUCAAUCAUGAAGAAAUACAGGCACUUCUGUCAAAAUUGAAAGAAAUAGUGCCAAAUAUGCCUCGAAAUCGAAGGCUGUCAAAAUUGGAGAUAAUUCAAUACGUGAUUGAUUACAUUGUGGACUUGCAAAUUGCUUUGGAAUGUCCACAUGGAAUUAGUCCAAUUAAUUCAUCACAUAGACAACCACUUGGUGUGAUAUCAUCUCCUUCCAAUUCUAGGCAAGAUGUCAAUCCACUCGAUAAACUGCCAUCAAUGCAUCGUCCAGAUGUGAUGUUAAAAAGUAUUUCACGUUCGUUAUCAAGCUAAAAUUAUGAAACUCUAAAGUGUGCCAUCUUUUCAUUACUGUGCAAUUUUUUCUCAUUUCUUCUUCAACAGGGCAAGAUUGCAAUCAAAGUCUAAAGGUGCUCUUGCAAUUUCUGCAAGUAGUGUCAUUCCUGUGCACCCUACACUAAUAGUGAUCUAAUGUAAAUAGACUCACAAUAUAUUUUUCACUUUUUUUUGUUCGGUUGAUUUUGUGCAUUCACUGUGAUUAACAGUUUUUUAUGUGUAUAGAAAUUUAUUCCACAAUUUGUAAAUUUUGUACUUAAAAAAAUUACUGUGUUUAUUUUCUCUUUUGCUUUGUUCAACAGCAGUUAUGAAGAAUAACGUCUUUUGUCAUGUAAAAAUUGUAAGGAAAAUUAAAUAUUAAAUUAAAA